GAACUGCUUCACAAAAUCUAAUUUGAGCGAACAUCCUCGUUGCAGUCUCAAAUAGAAGAUUCCUUGACUGUGGUCAUAGGUUAAAGGUUUUGAGAAAUGGAUCGAUCGAAAGGUGAUCCAGAGAACUUGGAGGGUGGAGGUGAAUCGUCGAAAGCUGAAGAAUGUAGUACUUCUGGCAGAGAUAGCCAAACGCCUUGGGAGAGGGUUCAUCAGGCGUUCAAGUUUGCAACAACUCGCAUAGAGCCUGGCGAUCCGGUGCCUGAGGUCCCGGCCGAGCUCAAAGAAUGGGCAGAGAACACUGCGAUGGGCACCUUGGCUGGCAUGUUGUAUUGUGGAGGACGCCAGUUUGUCAAAAACAGAAGAGAAGGUCUUUAUCGGCCGCCACAGGGGGGCCUGUCUCCCGCACAAGUGGCUCGGCUUAUCGCUGAAGAGAACACGCGGCGCCUGAUCCGCUUGGGGAAUGAGACCCUCAGGGGAGGGCUGCGCUUUGGCGCGCUGACGGGGCUCUUCUUUGGCGUGCAGCUGCUGAGCAGCAUCGCGCGCGAUCGGCGGGACAUGCAGGACACCGUCAAUGCAGCGCUUGUCACCGGAGGCAUCUUCGGCGCCCUCUUACCGGGCACGCCGGCGUUCCGGCUACGCAGCGCAGUAUUGGGCGCUGCUUUGGGAGGAGUGGUGGCGGUGCCGGCCAGCAUGCUGCAGGAGCAGGUGGAGAAGCUGGCGCCGGAGGGAACGCGCGGCGCGGUCAGGCACACAGGCCUGGCGGGGGGACCGGUCCCCUCUGCGCGAGAGUAUCGACCGGAGAGGUACACCCUUCGAGACCGUGACUCAGCCGCUGAUGUCAUCCGGCGCCUGGAGCACAGUCUGGGCAGCAGCACAAGCAGCACAAGUUCGUUGGACGCAGGCUCAGAUGCAAGCCCCAAACAAUAAUCACAUUGAUUAGAUAGUGCUUUCUGCUGAAAAGUAGUCUCAUUAGUUGGGGGUAAUGUGGCUUCUGUACCUGCUGGCCUGGUUGUUAGGUCGAGCCUUGAAAACACUAAAGGCAGUGGCGAACCCUGGCCAAUUGGCCAAGGCCUCGUAUUUAAUGUCCAGUUCUAACGGAUUGUUUGAGCUUGCCACGGCGCAGGGCUCAGCGAUGUGUCAUGGAUAUAUGCAGCCUCAGGAUGACACGUUGUGUAAAGGGCGUUCCAG
Coccomyxa subellipsoidea C-169 is the source of this 1188-nucleotide messenger RNA. RefSeq lists its product as hypothetical. Bases 97 to 927 code for a protein of 276 amino acids. The record is from RefSeq and is a predicted model, not a curated record. The transcript is spliced from 6 exons. Lineage: Eukaryota; Viridiplantae; Chlorophyta; Trebouxiophyceae; Coccomyxaceae. Gene Ontology annotation, cellular component: mitochondrion.